UCUCUCUUUCUCUGCCACAAUGGGCAAACAUAACAAAACGUUCUUUUUUUUCCUCGCCUUGUUUCUGAACCACUUCACCUACACCGUAGCUGGUAACUCGCCAUCUCUUUACACACCAGUCGAUAAUAUUAUGAUUAGCUGAGGCUCCCCCGGCAGCGCAACUGCAUUAGAUGGUCGGACCUGGAUUGGUGACGUGAAUUCUAAAUUCUUCCUUCAAGAACAAUCACAAAACCAGGUAUCUCAAGCCACAACCUCAGUUGAACAAUCCCCCUCUGCUUCCCAACUACCCUAUACCACUGCCCGCUUGUCUUUCUCCCCUUUCACCUACAUAUUCCCACUCACUACCGGUCAAAAAUUCGUUCGACUACACUUCUACCCAGCUUCUUACGGCAAUUUCGAUCGCUCUAAAGCCCUCUUCUCUAUCAAAGCUGGACCUUUUACUCUUCUUAACAGCUUUAACGCUUCACUUACGGCAGACGCCGACGGUGAUCCUGGUGAUACCAUAUAUAAAGAGUUCUGUGUCAACAUCAAUGAAGAUGAGAGGCUGAACAUAACCUUCACUCCAAGCAAUUCCAAUUCAUUUGCUUUUAUCAACGGAAUUGAAAUCUUGUCCAUGCCUUCUUAUCUCUAUUAUACUCAGUCUGAUGAUCAAUCGUUCCCUUUUAUCGGCCAGCAGAUGCAGUACAGCAUCGGUAACGAAACUGCUCUCGAGAUGUUAUACAGAAUAAAUGUUGGAGGGCCCUACAUCUCAUCCACUGAAGACACCGGAAUGUUCCGGAGCUGGAGUCCAGAUGUAGAGUACUUGACAGAAGAUUUAACAUCCGUUCAACAUGUUAACACAACCAUUAAGCUUCAGUUCACCAGAAUUCAACCUUACACUGCACCUGAAGAUAUAUAUCGAACUGUCCGGACUAUGGGGGCUUACAAAGCAGUCAAUAAGCUAUACAAUCUCACUUGGGAAUUUACCGUAGAUUCUCAGUUUGUUUACUUUGUUAGGCUACACUUCUGCGAGUUUCAACCAGAGAUUUUGGAUCGAGCGUUUCAUAUUUUCAUAGCAAAUCAAACGGCUGAGGAAUUAGCCGACGUUAUGGCAUGGAGUGGUCGAAGAAAAGGUGUUCCUGUAUUUAAGGAUUACGCAGUGUCGUUGCUUGGCCCAGGAAGCGAGAAGAAAAUGAACCUUUCUAUCGCCCUACAAGCAAGCGCCAAUAUAUCUGUCACUAAUAUCGCAGAUGCAAUCUUGAACGGUAUCGAAAUCUUCAAAGUAAGCGACCCCUCCAACAAUCUUGCCGGACCUAACCCCGACCCUCUUCCGUUGACCCCUCCAACGGCUGUGCUGUGGAGAAAUUCAACAGAGUCAAAGAAUAACAAAACAACAAUAAUUGUACUCGCUAGUGGCGGAGUUUCCGGCUUCACCGUAUUGUCAGUUCUCGGAUUCUUGACUUUUCAACUAGCCAAGAGAGCCAAAGACUCUGACAUAGCAAAGGGCCACGAGUCAACUACUCUACCAUCUAGUUUGUGUCAUUUCUUCUCACUUUUUGAGAUUAAAGAAGCUACCAACAAUUUUGACAAAGUUUUCAUUAUUGGUGCUGGUGGUUUCGGUAACGUUUAUAAAGGAUACAUUAACGGUGGGGCCACCCCUGUUGCGAUCAAACGGUUAAAGCCUGGUUCUCAACAAGGAGCGCAAGAGUUCAAGACAGAGAUCGAGAUGCUGUCUCAGCUACGCCACCUCCAUCUUGUUUCCCUAAUCGGAUUUUGUAAAGAUAAUAAUGAGAUGAUACUCGUGUAUGAUUAUAUGGCUCAUGGGACCCUCCGUGAUCAUAUCUACAACACGAAUAAUCCGCUACUUUCUUGGAAGCAACGACUCAAGAUCUGUAUUGGUGCAGCACAUGGGCUAAACUAUCUUCAUACAGGUGCAACGCGCACUGUUAUUCAUCGUGAUAUGAAGACCACAAAUAUCUUAUUAGACGAGCAAUGGUUGGCCAAGGUGUCUGAUUUCGGGUUGUCAAAAUUUGGACCCAUUAUGUCUAAGUCUCAUGUCAGCACAGUGGUUAAGGGUACAUUCGGAUAUUUGGACCCUGAAUAUUAUCGAUAUCAACAACUAACUGUGAAGUCUGAUGUAUACUCCUUUGGUGUGGUGUUGUGUGAAGUGUUGUGUGGAAAGCCAGCAAUCUUCCGUGCGAUUGAGGAGGAGCCAAUAAGCCUAGCAGCGUGGGUCCUGCAGUACUAUCACAAUGGAAAGCUUGAUGAAGUUGUUGAUCCAUUUUUGAAGGGGGAAAUUACGCCAAGAUGUUUGAAGAAAUUUGGUGAGAUUGCUGUGAAUUGUUUGCUUGACAAUGGAACCAAACGACCAUCAAUGAAUGACGUGGUAGGGGGUCUUGUGUUUGCAUUAGAGUUGCAAGAGAGUGAAGAAAACGAUGACAUGCUUGAUGUGGCUGAAACUGACAUGAAGGAUGAUGAUGAGCUUCCUCUCUUCCCUACAUCCGAUGUUAAUGAAAGUGAUGAUAGGAUUUUUAAUUGCAGUGGAAAACUAUCAAGAACAAAUAGCAACAGCCAAGUAACUGUUGUAAGCCAGGGAAGUUUUGCUAGUAAGGAUUCAGAUGGAUUGAUGUCCUCUAGGGUAGUGUUCUCUGAGACUACGAAUCCUAGUGGUCAAUAAAAACAAGAAC
Quercus lobata is the source of this 2666-nucleotide messenger RNA. Its product is annotated as receptor-like protein kinase FERONIA. Gene Ontology annotation, cellular component: plasmodesma; plasma membrane. Gene Ontology annotation, molecular function: transmembrane receptor protein tyrosine kinase activity; ATP binding. The transcript has a single exon. The record is from RefSeq and is a predicted model, not a curated record. Gene Ontology annotation, biological process: protein autophosphorylation. Lineage: Eukaryota; Viridiplantae; Streptophyta; Magnoliopsida; Fagales; Fagaceae. The coding region runs from base 614 to 2656 and encodes 680 amino acids.